Molecule: messenger RNA, 990 nt
Organism: Botrytis byssoidea
Lineage: Eukaryota; Fungi; Ascomycota; Leotiomycetes; Helotiales; Sclerotiniaceae
Exons: 2
Coding region: 115-849 (244 amino acids)
Cellular component (GO): membrane; endomembrane system
Source: RefSeq, a predicted model, not a curated record
UGCAGCUACUCCACAUAGUAGACGUCAUUGCUUUGAAUCUAUAUAUAUUCAUGGUAACAGGUACCGUUACAUAUUUUUUACUUCAACUACAAAACUUUCAAGGACUCAACAACCAUGGGUUCUACUUCAGCAGCCAAUAAACUUACCUCCCGUCAUCCCCUUCAACGUCUUCCCUCCCCCUCUCCGACGAUCUCCGCCCUCGUUCAUUUCAUCGGCCUUGCUUCCUUUUCUCUUUCUUAUAAAUAUCUUUUUGACUUCCCAACAUUCAUCAAUUCCUCAUAUGGCUGGCAUUUCCAAUACCUCACCAUCAUUGGUCUUACUCUAGCUUUCUUGACAUUUGUCUUCGGUUUCCUCGCAGACAUCACUCUUUCCCCAAGACUUUUCUUGAUCAAGAAUUCUCUUUCAUUAUGUUCUGCCCCUUUGGAAGUUUUGAUCUCCGUGUUGUAUUGGGGAAUCUCGGCUAUUGACAAGAAGCUUUUGGUGCCUCCCGAGAUCUAUAUUAGUCCAUAUGCUGAUAUCGGGUUCCACGCUAUGCCAGCGAUCUUGUUGACUAUUGAUCUACUAUUUUUGAGUCCACCAUGGACCAUUAAUGCAUUGCCUGCUAUGGGACUUUCAUCAACCUUGGCCGUUGCAUACUGGGCUUGGGUAGAACAAUGUUAUAAGUAUAAUGGAUUUUACCCAUACCCAUUAUUUGGACAUCUUGAUACAACACAGAGAGCAAUUUUGUUCACUGGAGCUGCCUUGACGAUGACUGGUAGUACCGCAGUGCUUAAGUGGCUAUAUGGAAGAGUCAAUGGUUUGCAGGGUGCUCAAUAUAGAAGCAGCCUCAACAAUAUCAAGGGGAAAUAAGCUUAUCUUUAUAGACGUUUUUGUCAAAAGAAAGAUAGAUACUGAUUUAUGGAUUUGGGUAGCUGCGAUUUUCUGUAUCGUUCAUAUAUCUACUUGGUACUCGAACUUUAGAAGAUUACUACAAUUUGACCAUGUUGAUUG